Acanthoscelides obtectus is the source of this 835-nucleotide messenger RNA. Lineage: Eukaryota; Metazoa; Arthropoda; Insecta; Coleoptera; Chrysomelidae. The record is from the annotation of a GenBank genome assembly.
AUGGGACUUAUACUUCAUAAACAAAGUGGUAGGGGAUAUCGAGCAUUAUCAAAAAUAUUUGCUUUGCCCUCAAAAAAAACAAUAAUGCAGCUAUUAAACCGGAUUCCCAUCAAUCCAGGUGUAAAUGAUGUGAUUUUUAAUAAUCUUGCAGAAGUUGUUUCUGGCUUAGAUGAAAGCAGCAAGUAUUGUGCUGUAAUGUUUGAUGAAAUGAGUCUGGACCCCCAUAUACAUUUAAAUGUUGCAACCAAAGAAUUUGAGGGCUUUGAAACAAAUGAUGAUGAACAAAGAAAUGCAGUUAUUGCAGAUCAUGCAUUAGUUUUUAUGGUUAGAGGGCUUGUUAAAAAUUGGAAGCAACCUCUAGCAUACACAUUUUGUAGAUCCUCUACAAAAAGUGUAAUAUUAGUAAGGUUAUUGACGAAAAUAAUAACAAGGUGUCAGCAAGCUGGGCUAAAAGUUAUCUGCACAAUAUGUGGGAAUACUUGCAUUCAAGAGAGCCAUUAAGAACCAUCGUCUGGGGUCUGCUAGCCAAGCUAGCUGAUAUAUAUUUCUUUUUUUUUGUUAGAGCGGGCCAUGUAGUAUUGAUAACAUCUUUAGAUUACUCUAUUUAAGCCUUAAUUAUUGUAUAUAUUAGGUAGUCGAUUGCUAUUCAUUGUUAUAUCUUUUUUUUAUAUGUGUUUCUGCGCUGUGAGGUUAAGUGGUAGAGUAGCCAGCUGAAUAAACUUCGCCUCGUAGUGUGGAUGGAUUUCUAAAGACAUUAUUAUUAUUAUAUUUAGCUUUGUGAGAAAAGGUGAUAUAAUUUGUAUAUGAAUGAUUGACCAUAAAAUGACUAUAAUUA